Messenger RNA from Setaria italica (foxtail millet), 2180 nucleotides. RefSeq names its product cytochrome B5-like protein. The transcript has 5 exons. The record is from RefSeq and is a predicted model, not a curated record. NCBI's taxonomy places the organism in Eukaryota, Viridiplantae, Streptophyta, Magnoliopsida, Poales, Poaceae. Bases 1469 to 1762 code for a protein of 97 amino acids. Gene Ontology annotation, cellular component: intracellular membrane-bounded organelle; membrane. Gene Ontology annotation, molecular function: heme binding.
UGGCCGCGGGGCUAAAGGUAAGGUGGGGGCAGCUCGGUCAUUUCCCCGUCCAUGAUCCACCCUGACACGGUGAGUUGGCGCGUCACGUUGGUAAAAAUGUCAAUGUAAAAAAUGUUGCUUCGAUUAUGCAGAGCAUUCGUAAAAUGGCAAAAAUAUUACUUCGAUUAUGCAGAGAUGAGAGAUGGUAAAUACGUAGGUAGUACGUUCGUAACCCCCGACCCAAAGAACCAUGUCGAACCGACCCAAAGAACCAUGUCGAUGAAGCAAGGUUCUGCUGCUGGUUUCGAGCGCAAACCCUGAACCCUCUUCUUGUCAGGUUCUGGUUAUUUUUCUGCUCAAUCCCAAGCGACGGCAGGGGAAUAUUCUCCGCUACGGCUUACUGCUAUUUUACACAGAAUUUGGCUUGUUUUCGUUGAGAGCGAGAUCCCCAUCACUCCAGAUCACUAGUGCCUGCACGCGCUGCGCCCUGAUUUCUUCUUCUCCAGGUACGCUUCUGCUCGUUCGUAACCCUCCAUCGGCUGCCGCAUUUUCUCCAUUCCACAUAUUCAUGGGGGUGUAUGCCGAGCUCGGAGCUUUGGGUGGGCGGAGUAGCGCGUGGUGUGAUAGGGUGGGAUACUCGGCUCGCUUCUGUUCCGUCAAAAAUUUCUUGCAAGAUUCGCCAAUCCGGGGGUGGGAUUAGUGGCAAAGAUUCGGUCUUUCAGUAGUCCGCGUUGGAAUCAUGCCAAGAUUUGCUCUCCUACUGUGAACUUAACGCGUUUGGCCCUGGAAGACUACCAGGUCCGAAUUAGAAUACCAGAUUUGGGAAGAUUCUGACUCGGGAGGGAUGCGAUCUUUUACAAUUUUUUUAAUUUUGAGCGCAUUAUCUCACAGAGUUUGUGAGGUCACCUUAUUAGAGCAACUCCAAAAGAAUCUGUAUCGUACCCCUAAUACCUUGUUUAGGGAGAAAAAAAAAGAAAAAAAGACUCCAACAGCUCCCCCAAAACUUCCCAAAGUUAUUUGCGAUGCUAAAACAGAGCGCAUAUUUGCGCGACAUCCUUCCUCCCCCAAUCGCCAAGAGUACCCAAUUAUGCGCAAAUAUGCGCGGUGACGGGCUCUAUUUUAGCGUCGCGAAUAACUUGGGGAAGUUUUGGGGGAGCUGUUGGAGUCCUUUUUUUUCUCCCUAAGCAAGGUAUUAGGGGUAGGAUACAAAUUCUUUUGGAGUUGCUCUAAGCCCGUUGUUCUGCAAGGUCCAGUUCUGUGUGUAUCUUCAGAGUUAGCUGGGCUGUAGAUUCAGUAGCAUUUUCCUUAAAAUUGAUACAGCCAUACAGAUUUACAUGUUUCUGUAAUUACUUGGUGAUUGUUGUGUUUGAUCUUUGUGUUACCUUUGCAAUGGUAAUUACUGAUGGAAGCCAAGUACUGAAGUCAGCUUCUUUCGUAGAACAUUAUUUCGAUCAGUGCAUAGCACGUUGAUUGAGUCCUGAGGUGCAGGAUGGAAAUUCUGAUAUAUAUCUCACUUGUUGUGCUUCUUGGUCUGGGAGCCCUGUUUGUUAUUCCAAGGUCUAACUGCAAAGGUAAAGGAGAUGCAGCGCAUCUAGCAGGCAGUGGAAAGAUAUCUAGAAGCUAUACCAAGAAAGAGGUAUCAACUCACAACACAAGGAAGGAUUGUUGGAUAAUAAUCAAAGAUAAGGUUUACAAUGUCACUGCAUAUGUGGAAGAGCACCCAGGUGGUGAUGCCAUCCUAAACAAUGCUGGAGAUGAUUCAACAGAGGGAUUUUUUGGAUAAAUGUAUGCCUCGACGCGUUUUCAGCCCACAACAUGGCACAAGAGUAUUCGACAUCAUUGAAGAUUUCUGCAUCGGCGAAUUGAGGGACUGAUGAUAAAGAGGAGAGGCUGUCGAUGAUUCAUGUGUGAACGCAUGCUCUCUUCCACAGUUCAUGACAACGAUGAGAGGGAGUGAAACUGUUUCCUAGUAGUGAUGAGGACUACUCCCAGCUUUGUGGUUUUGAUUUCAUAUUGACUUGGUACUUUUACCAUAGCAGUGUUUGAACAUGGACCUUCGAUGAUUUCUAGACGUUUUGUUAGCUUUAUCACUUUGUGAGAAGAUAUGCUUUUGUAGAUCUUUGGAACUUUCUCAGACCGGACGACUUAUUCUGCCAACCUUCAUAUUGAUGUUUAGCAUGACAAUGAAAGGCAUUUGCUCA